This is a messenger RNA of Colletotrichum higginsianum IMI 349063, 3270 nucleotides long. Its product is annotated as ubiquitin carboxyl-terminal hydrolase. Bases 1 to 3270 code for a protein of 1089 amino acids. Gene Ontology annotation, molecular function: cysteine-type deubiquitinase activity. NCBI's taxonomy places the organism in Eukaryota, Fungi, Ascomycota, Sordariomycetes, Glomerellales, Glomerellaceae. The record is from RefSeq and is a predicted model, not a curated record. Gene Ontology annotation, biological process: protein deubiquitination. The transcript has a single exon.
AUGAGUUCCACGGCCUCCUCGGCCACUAGAACCGUCCUCGGCGGCGGCGGCCCGGCCGUGUCCAACGGCUCCGGGUUGCACUCCUUCGCCAUGGGCGGAGAUGGUGCCCCUGCCGGCCGCGGCGGCAGACCCCCGCUGCCACACAUCGAUGACCUUACCUCCACCUCUCCCAACAUCGACAUGAACCUCCCCUUGCGCAAGAUCCUCGAGAUGGGCGACAACGCCAUGCGACAAGCCGAGACCUUUCGCGACUUUGGCCGACCCGACAUGGCCUUCAAGGAGUACAUCAAGGCCUCCCUGAUUGCUGUCAAAUACGUGCCUAUGCACACCGAGUCCGUCUCCGUCAAAGGCGGCCGCGGCGACUUAAAUCGCGUCUAUACCGCUCUGAUGAAGAAGAUCGACUCCCACCAUGGCAACUUUGAAAAGAUCAAGGCCGAUAUCAUCGCCGAUAACCACAGGACCGGCGUCAGGCCCACCGCAUCGAGGCCAUCCUCCAUCCGCAACGGGGAGGCCAUCCGACCCCAGACGCCCCGAAGCCCGCCGGUAACGAGUCCCACCCGAGCCGAGGCCGCCACGCAACUGAACGGGUCGCCGGCCGCCAAACAAAAGCCGGCCGUCCAACCUAAGCCCGUGUCGUUGCAUGGAAAUGCCCUACGUUCUGGCACCGGCGGCCCCAAUCUUCCCAAGAGCAAGGCUGCCGAGGAUUUGGCAGCCCGCUUCGCCAACCUGCGAGGCCCUGUCGCAUUACCGGGCCAGGAUCCGCGGAUUCGAACCCACCCCAUCAUGCCUCCCAGACCGGCAGGUCCGAGGGCUAUGCCAGAGCCGCCCGAGAAGCCAAAAGUGGCCGUCGUCACCAAUCUGCCUGACCUGCCCAAGAUGCCAGAUGCCAUCUAUAGCCCUGCCAGAGGUACCGUCUCCAACGAAGCUGCUUCGCUUCCAUCUAGCACACCCCGAGGUCUGUUCAGCAGGACCGGCUCAUCCGCUUCCAUCAACACCGUUCUUGCCAACAGCAGCAACAACAAGUCUUCCGAAUAUUUCGUUUCUUCUCACACUACCCCCAGCGCCGCGCCCAUCGCCUCAAGGGCCCCCAGCAUUAUGAUACCCGAAGGCGAUUCGAUCACGGCUGAAGGUCUAAUGAAUUAUAUCAAAAGGGGCUCGGCGACGCUGCAAGUCUUAAUCAUCGACGUCCGCAGCCGGGAGGACUUUGACGAGGGUCACAUCCUCUCACAGGCCGUAAUCUGCAUUGAACCCAGCAUUCUUCUGCGCGAGAACAUUUCGUCGGAGCAGAUAGCCGAGAGCAUGGUCCUCUCACCUCCCCAAGAGUAUCACCACUUCGAAAGGAGAGACACUUUCGACCUCGUGGUCUUCCACGACCAGGAUUCCGACUCCAUUCCGCGGUACAUGUCUCCUGACAUGGACGCCGCCGCUUUGCUAUCUCUGCAACGCGCCCUUACAUACUUCAACUACGGCAAGGAGCUGAAGAACCCCCCGAAGCUGCUUCAAGGAGGCCUGGAUGCUUGGACUGAUCUGAUGGGCAGAGGGGCGCUUGCCACCUCGCAGACCGCGGGUGCCAUGCGAGCACCUUUGGCUCGUUCUCCUCUGAAGCCGACCAUCUCGAUAUCCAAGCCGAACAGAAAGUACAAGGUCACGCCGCUGAAACCAGAAGAAGUAAAGCUUUGGGAGGAAACACUGCAGAACGCCGAGCUCGAGACGGCGCGAUCCCCCGGUUUCAUGCACGUGCGCAGUACGGAAGAGUUCCUGCGGAGGUUCCCCGCGGUAUCGGCCGAACAAGAAUCCAUGCAGUCGCCGGUCGGUCCGGAGCAAUCAGCCUAUGGCUAUUCCCAAAACCACGUGGACCUCUACUCCGACCUGCCGUCACCACCUACCCGGCCCGCCCCGGCUGUCCCGCGUCCAAGUUACAGCGGUCUGUCGCAGACACAGGAUGACCACGAGGGGCCUGGCGCCAUCGCCUUCUCCGCCCAGGGCAGAAAUGCGAAGCAGGGCCCCUUGGCGCGCCCCGAUUCUCCUUCGGUCGCGAAUGCCGGCAAAGAUGGUUUGCGCAUCACUGGUCUGAAUAACCCGGGCGUGUGGUGUUAUGCGAACAGCUCCGUACAGGCUCUUCGGAUGUCACCCGGGUUCGGAAAGGAAUUGGCCACGUUUGAAUGGCAAAACAUGUACAAGGUGCCAAAGAAGACGGACGAGAAGAACGACCACCCCCAGCUCAUGUCCCGAAUUCUGUCCAACUUGUUCCAUUGGCUGGACUCUGGCAAGUUUGAUGUCAUGAAGGCGCAGACACUCAUGGUUAGUCUUUUCCUUUCUCACCGCAUGCGCACCGUUUCUAAUCGAAUGCAGGACUACUCCCGAUCAGUCUGUGAAAAGAGCCGUCACAAGGACAGGGGCGAUGAGUUUGGCGGCGGUCGACAACAAGAUGCACACGAGUUCAUCUCAUGGCUCAUGGCGUAUCUCCACGACGAGACUAACGUACGACGCGACCGUAGUAGCACCGACACCCCCGCACCCACUCCCGCGCCGUCCAUGGGAGGCAAGUCAAUGCUUCAGGGCGCGUACGAAUGGUGGGCGCAGUACCAAAAGAAGAACGCGUCCAUGGUCGACAAAUACUGGCGCGGCAUAGAACUCUCGACCGUUGUGUGUGCACAAUGCAAGAACCGCACAUACACAUGGGACACAUUUGACUUCCUUUCAAUACCCGUCAACCGGAACACGCAUACCCUCGAGGACUGCCUCAGGGCGCACCUUGAGACUGAAAACAUCUCGGACUACCAAUGCGACAGUUGCAAAACAAAGGGGCUCGGCAGGAAACAGGCCAGGCUGGCGCGAAUGCCGGAGCUCUUUUGCCUAUGUCUGAAGCGUUUCACGGUCGACAACCACGGGGGGGUAAAGAAGGAUUUGAGUAGAGUCACAUGGGACUUCAACAACUUCAACGUCGAUGAGUUCUUCAUUCCACCAGAAGAGCGGACGGCGGGGUCUGCGCCGGACGGAAAUUUUGAGCUUCCAUUCGACUACGAGUGCUACGCAGUCAUUAUCCAUUCGGGACCGAACAUCAACUCUGGCCAUUACUACGCGUACGCCCGGGAUACACAUAAUCCCGAUCCAACGGUCUGGUACAAGAUCAAUGACUCGUAUGUGAACAGCAUCAGGAUCGACGGGACGGGUCGGACUGGUGACUACAGCGAGAAGGUAUUCAAAAGCAGCGGCGAGGUCCCGUACAUGGUUUUCUUCCGCAGAAAGGGCGGCCGGUCGGCGAGGUGA